AUAAAAACCUAGAAAUUUUGUAUUUUUGUCGAAAGAACCCACCAACUUCAAAAGCUGAAAAGCAAAGGCAAAUUCUAAGGAGUGAAAGUUUUAGAGAGAGAAACGAGGCAAAGGAACCUAAUGUUGACGAAGAUGGCUCGCCGAGCCGCCGCCCAACAGCUGAUCGACUCGAUCGCGUCGAAGCUCAGCUCCUCCACCGCUUCUUCGGCUCAGGCUCGGGGUUUUGCGGCGGCUGCGCACCCGCCGGCGGUGUUCGUAGACAAGAACACUAGGGUGAUUUGCCAAGGCAUCACAGGCAAGAACGGCACAUUCCACACUGAACAAGCCAUCGAAUAUGGCACCAAAAUGGUAGGUGGUGUAACACCAAAGAAGGGUGGGACAGAACACUUGGGACUUCCUGUUUUCAACACUGUUGCAGAGGCAAAGGCUGAAACAAAGGCUAAUACAUCUGUAAUUUAUGUGCCCCCACCUUUUGCUGCUGCAGCUAUUAUGGAGGCAAUGGAAGCUGAGUUGGAUCUUGUUGUAUGCAUCACAGAGGGCAUCCCUCAGCAUGACAUGGUAAAGGUGAAGGCUGCUCUGAACAGGCAAACAAAAACUCGACUGAUUGGGCCAAACUGUCCUGGAAUUAUCAAGCCUGGAGAAUGUAAAAUUGGGAUCAUGCCUGGGUACAUUCAUAAACCAGGCCGUGUAGGAAUUGUUUCCCGAUCUGGUACCUUGACAUAUGAAGCGGUUUUCCAAACAACCGCAGUCGGCCUUGGACAGUCCACCAGUGUAGGCAUAGGGGGGGAUCCUUUUAAUGGGACAAACUUCGUUGAUUGCAUUAAGAAGUUCCUAGUUGAUCCUCAGACAGAAGGUAUUGUUCUUAUAGGAGAGAUUGGUGGUACUGCUGAAGAGGAUGCUGCUCAGUUAAUAAAGGAAAGCAAGACUGAGAAGCCUAUUGUUGCAUUUAUUGCUGGCCUAACUGCUCCCCCUGGUCGUCGUAUGGGUCAUGCUGGAGCCAUUGUAUCAGGUGGGAAGGGCACAGCCCAAGACAAAAUCAAGACCCUCAGGGAAGCUGGUGUUACAGUGGUAGAAUCUCCUGCAAAAAUGGGUGUUGCCAUGCUUGAAGCCUUCAAGCAAAAGGGUCUCAUUCCGGCCUAAUAGUCAAUUUCCUUUUGUUCCACAAUUCUGCAGCAGUGCAAAAACUCCAUUUUUGUUCCCUCAUUUGAUUGUAAUUGCUGUAGAUUUUCCGAAGCUCGUGGGUUUUCCUCCAAUUUUCUACCCCUAAUAUGGUGUAGGGGUUUCAAAUAAAGCGCUCCAUAGUGUUGUUGAUUUAAAUAGCACACAAGAUCAUUUGAUUAUUUGAUGUCACAAACUGUUUUGGUGAUUUCACUGAUGUGUGACAUCUCACAUGAGGUAGGGAGAAAAGUUCUUCAUAUUAUAUAUGCAAUGAGAAUUUCUUGAUUAUGUGGGCAUUGAGUCCAAAUCA
This is a messenger RNA of Vitis riparia (riverbank grape), 1468 nucleotides long. RefSeq names its product succinate--CoA ligase [ADP-forming] subunit alpha, mitochondrial-like. The record is from RefSeq and is a predicted model, not a curated record. Gene Ontology annotation, molecular function: succinate-CoA ligase (GDP-forming) activity; succinate-CoA ligase (ADP-forming) activity. Lineage: Eukaryota; Viridiplantae; Streptophyta; Magnoliopsida; Vitales; Vitaceae. Gene Ontology annotation, biological process: tricarboxylic acid cycle. Gene Ontology annotation, cellular component: mitochondrion; succinate-CoA ligase complex (ADP-forming).